Molecule: messenger RNA, 1389 nt
Organism: Tripterygium wilfordii
Lineage: Eukaryota; Viridiplantae; Streptophyta; Magnoliopsida; Celastrales; Celastraceae
Product: zinc finger protein WIP3-like
Exons: 2
Coding region: 56-991 (311 amino acids)
Biological process (GO): anatomical structure development; regulation of gene expression
Cellular component (GO): nucleus
Molecular function (GO): DNA-binding transcription factor activity
Source: RefSeq, a predicted model, not a curated record
AUAUAUGAGAUAGAGGAUUCAAUAGGAUCCCCACCACCACCCCCCUCAUCAAAGGAUGGGUUUGAUGAGGAACCACUAUCACAACCACCAUGUAGUAGAACCCCCAAAUUUCAUUGAGUGGCUCAAGCCAAUACAAUCAUCCUCCCCUCCUACUCAACAUGUUCAUCAGCUUUACCAACAACAAGAAGAGAGUACUAUUCAAUGUUUGCCUCUUUUAAGCAGAUUUACGGAGCGAAAGCCGGUGAAGGAGGAGGAAGUUAUUAUGGGAUUACUGCAAAAGGGGGAGAGUAAUGGAAUCAAAGAAGGUAAAGUGGAGAAAGUGACAGUGGCCUUGCACAUUGGAUUGCAUAAUAAUACUGAGAAUUCUACAUCUGAGGCUGAUGAGAGUAAAGUUUACAAGUUGAAGGAAGAAGAAGUAGAUGUGAAGAAAAGCUUCAAUUUCAACACAGAGAGUAGGUUUUGGAUCCCAUCUCCGGCUCAGAUCCUUGUCGGUCCGAUGCAGUUUGCUUGCUCCAUAUGCAGCAAGACCUUCAAUAGGUACAAUAACAUGCAGAUGCAUAUGUGGGGGCAUGGAUCGGAGUACAGAAAGGGGCCAGACUCACUAAAAGGAACACAACCAGCAGCAAUGUUGAGGCUGCCAUGCUACUGCUGUGCUCAAGGUUGCAAGAACAACAUCAACCAUCCUCGCGCCAAGCCAUUGAAGGACUUCCGAACACUCCAAACUCACUUCAAGAGAAAGCACGGCGCAAAGCCUUUCAUGUGCAGGAAAUGCACGAAAUCCUUCGCUGUUAAAGGUGAUUGGAGAACCCAUGAAAAGAACUGCGGAAAGUUCUGGUAUUGCACCUGUGGUUCAGAUUUCAAACACAAAAGGUCUCUCAAGGAUCACGUUAGGUCUUUUGGUAAAGGCCAUUCCCCACACCCUUCCCUUGAAGGGUUUGAUCAAGAGGACAAGGAAUGCAUCACUGGAUCUGACGAUGAGAUUGCUUGUUAGAGAUAUAUAUUCUAACAUCUAUAUAUAUAUAUAUAUAUAUAAGCUUGUCUAAGCUUGUGCUCGUUAUCAAAAAAUUCUCUCCGACAAAAUCAUGCAAGAGGUGGGCGCACGGAGGGAACGGUUUGUUACAGAGCACUUGAUGGAUGAUGAGCAGUUUACGUAGUCUGUGAGGGAAAUAAGAUAUAUAUGCAUGAUUGCCUUGAAGGGGUGAAGUAGAUGAAUUUUCUUUUAAGUUAGAGAAAGUUAGAGCUGGUUUUUUCAUGUUGGCUAGCUUUGUUGUUAUAUACUCCAAUGGAGAAAAUUCGUCCGCUUCAUUACUAAACUGGUUAUCUGGAUUCAUGAUCUGUCAUGUAUUAAUUGUUGUUGCGUCAAUUAAAUCUACUUUGUUUCUUCCUUCA